AUGAAGCUACCUUCUAAGCCCGGUUCAUACAGAUUGGCUAAUUGCGACAAAUCAAAUAACGACUACGAGGCCGAUUUCCCGAGCUUAAAUGAGUUUCAAAUAUUUGAUGAUUGUUUUGUGGAUGAGUGUAUCAAUGUGGAGACUAUACUCAAAUCAAUCGUAGAGUUUCCAACUGAUCUUGUUGACCUUAAGGAUGUAUUCACUGUUUUAGAGCCUAGCAAGACGGUAAAGCUACAUUUGUUUUUGGACCUUUCAUGGUGUCGUUCUUUAUCUAUGGACGUACCAGAGUUUCUGGGGCUCGCUAACCACUUGGAAGAUAGAGAUGCGGGCUUCUCUAUACACGCACACCCGUUUCUGCUGCAUUGCCUUGGAGAAAUAAAUUUGAAAUUCUUCACUAGUGCAGAAGUUUUGAAGCUUAGGAGUAUCAAGGUCAAGGGGUCAUUUUCAAAUUGUCAGAGGCUAAGAGAACUUAGCUUUGAGCAUGAUUAUGAUUUUGAACAUGGCAAACACAUUCUUGACUUACCACAAUCAUUGAAAAGAUUUGAUUAUGUUUCUAGUUGCUAUCUGGAUAGGGCACCACUGUUGAAGAAAGGAUUCAACUUCCUGUCUCUCACUCAUGUAUCUAUUAAUUUUGGAAACUUUGAAGAAGUCGAACUUGAAGUUCUUCAAUUUAUGACAAGUUCUAACACCCCAAGUGUCAAAUAUUCUAGAGAUUUUGCAAAUAGGUUUACUAUGUUGCUCAAUCAAGUUGCAAGAGAAAAAAAAUUCAAGCUGGCAUUAGAAAUAUACCUGUCAGAACUGCUUACACGGUUUUUCCGUGAUAAUGGGGAAUUCGAUGCAGUUAUGGGUGUAUCGAGACUCAAGUGUUUAAAGUGUCUCAAAUUGGCUAAUCUUGAGGUAAAUGACAUUAGCAACUUUACCUUUCCUGAUUCGCUUGAAGAGCUGGACUUGUCUCAAAAUGCAAUAAGAUCAGUCGAGGGAGUUCCUUUUCCAAAGAACUUGGUGAGUUUGGAUUUGAGUUGGAAUAAGUUGCAAGAAAUAAGGAAUGUAAGCUUUCCACCAGCACCAAGAAAGGUUAAAAUCAGUGGAAAUUACAUAGAGGAUGUUGAUUUCGAGAAGAAUACGAUUGAUCAAAAACUCAAGAUUGAGACGUUAUUCCUAGGCGAUGUUGAUUUGUCACGUUGCAAGCUACCCGAAAGUCUACAGAAUUUAAGUUGA
Messenger RNA from Lodderomyces margitis, 1218 nucleotides. RefSeq lists its product as uncharacterized. Lineage: Eukaryota; Fungi; Ascomycota; Pichiomycetes; Serinales; Debaryomycetaceae. The transcript is spliced from 3 exons. The record is from RefSeq and is a predicted model, not a curated record. The coding region runs from base 1 to 1218 and encodes 405 amino acids. Gene Ontology annotation, molecular function: protein binding.